CUCGUGGUGUUACAGUCAGUCAUCCUACAAGUAGCAGUGUGACGGUCAUAGAUUGCCGGAAGUACCAAAUUUAUUAGCUACAAAAUUUUCUGAUAUCCUUGGAUAAAUUGCCCACCAUGAAAAUGCACAGCAAUUGACAGAUUUCGGGUGCCUACCAAAACAAAAUCGUAAAUCCAAACCGCCCAAUAAGGCAAUAGCUUCCUCCAACUCUUUUGGACUCUUCCACUUAUCCAGAAACACUUCCAUCCAAAUUCCGCGUUACUUUCUCCCGUUUUGUGUGGCCUCAAAAUCCCAUGCGAACAUUCCUAACCUGAUCCCCACCUCCUCCUCCUGAAUUCUCGCUUUCGAUUCCGAUUUCGACAAGUCGAAAAAUCUUCCCCUGCAACUGUUUCGGUGAAAUAUAAAGGUUUCGUGAACAGCUGCCCGCCAGUUUUUUCUCAUUCAAAUUGUCUUCUGGUUGUGAGUUAUGUUUCGAUGAAUUGCUAGUUGGGACUUGGUUGGUGAUUGAAAUGGAGCGAUUUUCGCAACGGGAGAGCCUUCUUCUCGGCUGCAGUCCUCAGAGAGCGUUCGUCAACUCCGGUUCUUCUUCCCACACUCCCACCAAAAACUCGGACGUUGAUUUUCAUGACGUCUUUGGUGGCCCGCCGAGGCGGUGGUCUGUUAACGACAUGAGGUACAGCUUCAGCGAAGCUACCGAGAGCAGCGGACUGAAAGGGGAUGCUGAUGACGACGACAACAAUGAUGAUCGGUCCGGUUUGAAUGAGAAGCCGGUGUUUGGGGAAGGGUCCGUGAACAGAAGACGGACCCAGAGCGAUGACUUCUUUGAUGACAUCUUUAAUGGCAAUCACUCUGUCAGUUCUAGUCCAAGGAGGCUUCAGAGGGACCCCUUCGCUUCGGCGCCAGGUUCUCGGGUUCUAAGCCCCGCCCACCCCCUGCUGCACAAAACCGAGCCCUCUGCAGCUUCUUCACUGCCUGCACAAUUCAGCCUCCCCGCCGGAUUUAGCAAAGGGCUGGUGGAGCUGCCUCGUUCGAGGUCUCUUUCUAGAUUUUCGAACCGAGCAAUCCAAAGUCACGAUAAGUCGAGAAAUGAUAUUCGAUCCAGUACUCGCCGGAGCUCCUCAUACCAACAUUCUUCUCCUGUUGGCGAAGGGUCCUCGAGCUUGGCUACAUCCGAUAAAGUAGACACAGGAGGGAAUUCGGAAAAGGAUUCAAAGAGUUCGGAAAAUGCAACUUCUAGCAGUCCGUUUCAGUUUCAUUUCUCGAUUUACAAAUGGGCAGUGCCAAUGGUGAUGCCUCUUAGGGGGCGGAAUGGUUCAAGAGUGCAGAAAAGAACUAAAAACGAGGAAGGGUCAAGCACAAAUGAAUGCGCUGCUACUGAGAGUCCACUCGAUGAUGCUAGGUCUCCCACCGUGGAACUAAUCAAACAAGAAAAUGACUUGCGUGUUGAUGAAACCACUCCUGAUAAAGUAGAUCCGCGACAAUUUGUUGAGGAAGCGGUUCUUCCCCUAGCUGAAUCAGAAACCUUCAGCAGCCUUCGUGACACUGCUGAAGAUGUUUCCGGUAACACCAUCUCAUUCCGUAAAAGUGAAGAUAUAGAGCCUCAUCCUUUACUUCAAACAGCUUCUUCUGAAGACCCACAGAAAGAAAUUCCCGUGCUUAUGGAGCAAGUUCACAAGCCAGAUCAAAAUCAUGUUCGUUCUUUCUUUUUUGAUGAAGAUCUUCAACAAGGCAAUGAUGAGGUAACUAAAUCGAGUGGUAAAAAGGAAAGCGUGGUUAAAGGCACCAAAAAAUCAUCUGUAGAUGUUGGCGCUAAUAAGACUGCAAAACAUCAGCACUUAAAAAGAAGUUGCUCGACUAAAGUUGAAGUUAAUAAGGCAAGUUUCCAAGGUUCAACGAAGAACUCGGGAGAUAAUCUCAGGAGAAGCAAAGUUAAGGGUAAGGUGAAGGACCUUGUUAAAAUGUUCAACCAAGAAGUUUUGUGUAAACCCACAUAUGAUGGUAGUGACCUUGGAAGUCAGAGCUAUGGAAUGAAGGAGAAAGGUGGUUUCAAAGCAGAGAAUGAAGCGAGUUUUACCGCAACAAAAAUGAACAAGGACUUGCCAAAGUCCGAUGUGAAAAACACAUUUUCUGAUGCUCCCGUCAUGAUGAAGGAAGAUCUCCAACAGCUAGAGAAAGAAAAUAUUGAAGCAAAGACCGCUCCCUAUACACAUAAUAAUGCUCCCGCGCAGGACACCCCUGCAUCAAGUACCGGAUCAGCUCGCAACGGAUCAAAUGCUACCGUUGAAGAUGCAGAUGAGUCCUCCCACGAAAACUUCCAGAUGAAAGAAAUAACUCAAGAUGAGGAAAAAGAACCGCAACCACAACCCGUCAACAAUCAUGAAGAACUCCAGGCGAUUGAUGCUAAGAUACUACAAUGGUCAAGAGGAAAGGAAGGAAACAUCCGCUCGCUGCUCACUACCAUGCAAAUUGUUCUUUGGCCCGAGAGCGGGUGGAAGACGGUACCUCUUGUAGAUAUAAUCGAAGGAAAUUCCGUGAAAAGAGCGUACCAAAGGGCGCUGCUAUGUUUACACCCGGAUAAGCUGCGGCAGAAGGGUGCUGCUUCACAUCACAAAUACCUUGCAGCAAAAGUUUUUGAUGUCUUGCAGGAAGCCUGGGAUCAUUUCAAUUCACUUGGCUCACUAUGACAAAGUUUUGUUUCGAAGCCACGUGUCAGAUUAUGAUUGGUCGAGUUCGUGUUCGUUCAACUGUAUAUAAUUAAAUCGACGUAUAUAUACACAAGCUGAUAAGGCGUAAAUAAGUUGACUAGGGCAAAAGUACCUUUUUACCCAA
Molecule: messenger RNA, 2829 nt
Organism: Malus domestica (apple)
Lineage: Eukaryota; Viridiplantae; Streptophyta; Magnoliopsida; Rosales; Rosaceae
Product: J domain-containing protein required for chloroplast accumulation response 1
Biological process (GO): clathrin coat disassembly; clathrin-dependent endocytosis
Cellular component (GO): vesicle; intracellular membrane-bounded organelle; cytoplasm
Molecular function (GO): clathrin binding
Source: RefSeq, a predicted model, not a curated record